UUACUACUUGUGAACUCAAGAUUAGAAGUAGAUAAAAUUGUCGACAGUUCCAUAAACCUCUUGCCACUCUCUCUGCAAAUAACCUCACUUUUCUUCUCAGUUUGUCCAUCAAAAUGGUUAUCUCCGCAGCAACUUGUUCACCAUCAUUAAUUCUGUUCUUUCCCUCAGCUCCACUUCACAAAACCCCCAUUUCAAAACUCUCCACCAAAACCCUUAUAAUUAAAUCAGCUGCUGCUCCUACUAGCAUCUCCACUGCAACAGCUUCAAUCCCAUCCAAGAAGGUUCUUGUUCCAAUUGGAUUUGGGACAGAGGAAAUGGAAGCAGUUAUACUGGUUGAUGUUAUGCGCCGAGCUGGUGCGGAGGUGACUGUGGCAUCGGUCGAGAAGGAGCUUGAGAUUGAAGCCUCUGGGGGCACUAGACUUGUCGCUGAUACAUCUAUUUCAACGUGUGCAGAUCAAAUUUUUGAUCUUGUUGCAUUGCCUGGAGGAAUGCCUGGCUCUGCACGUCUGAGAGACUGCAAGAUUCUACAGGAAAUUACAAGCAAACAAGCUGAAGAGAAAAGGUUAUACGGGGCAAUUUGUGCUGCUCCAGCAGUUACACUCUUGCCAUGGGGACUACUCAGAAGGAAACAUUCAACUUGUCACCCUGCAUUUAUGGACAAACUUCCGACCUUCUGGACUGUUAAGUCAGAUAUUCAUAUAUCCAAAGAGUUGACUACCAGCCGCGGCCCUGGCACUUCAUUUGAGUUCUCUAUUGCAUUGGUUGACCAAUUGUUUGGCGAAUCUGUUGCAAAGGAUAUCGGCAAGUUGUUGUUGAUGAAGACUGCUGAUAAAAGUUCAAGAAAACAAGAAUUCAAUGACGUCAGCUGGUCUGUUGAUCAUAUCCCUCGUGUUCUCAUCCCCGUUGCCAAUGGUACGCAAGAGAUCGAAUUGGUAAUAAUUGUAGAUAUUCUAAGGCGUGCAAAUGUCGAUGUUGUUAUCGCUUCAGUUGGAAGAUCUAAAAAAAUUUUGGCAUCCAGAGGCACAAAGAUUGUUGCAGACAAGUUGAUUAAAGAUGCUGCAGAGUCUAUAUAUGACUUGAUUAUCUUACCGGGAGGCAUUGGUGGGGCUGAGCGGCUACAAAAAUCAAAGUUGCUGAAGAAGUUGCUUAAAGAACAAGAUUCAGCUGGAAGAAUAUAUGGAGCAAUGUGCUCAUCAACAGCAAUUCUGCACGGGCAAGGACUACUCAAGGAGAAACAAGCGACAACUCACCUUUCUCCAACAAGCAACCCUAAUGAGAAGGCAAUAGAUGCUUCCGAAGUAAUUAUUGAUGGUAAAUUGAUCACUAGCAAUGGUCUUGCAACUGCAAUAGAUUUUGCUUUAGCUAUAGUGGACAAACUUUUCGGACAUGAAAGGGCUAGGAGUGUAGCAGAAGGCCUCGUUUUUGGAUAUCCUAAGAGAUAAAGUUUACUGAAAAUUCCUGAAAUGAUGGAUACAGAGUAAAGCAAUAACUUACAUUGCAUGGAAAAGAUUGCGGAAAAGCUGAGCUGGUUCUGUAUAGAAUUCAAGUGUCCCGUGGGCCAAAUUAAAGAGUUAAGCCAUCAACUUGCAUAAAGUCCUUCGCCCAUUUGUGCUGGAUGUUAAUCAAGGAACUAGAACAUUUAUAAGGAGUUACGAUCACCCAAGAUGUUUUAAUCCUGUGCAGAGUGAUGAGACCAGAAUAUUUUCUCAGGAUACAGAGGAGCACUUGAAGCAUUACCAGGUUCUUGCUGAGCUAAUUAUAAACUGGUUAUGCGGUGAUAUUCAAAAUUAAUAUUUAGCAAAGCUUUUUAUAUAAUUUGAUGGCAAUUAUAGACAUUCACUGCAAGCAUUCUCGUAUUUUCCUCAAUAGAUGGUAAAAAAACGUAAAUUAAAUUGUCUUUAUUUAUUUUA
Molecule: messenger RNA, 1910 nt
Organism: Daucus carota subsp. sativus
Lineage: Eukaryota; Viridiplantae; Streptophyta; Magnoliopsida; Apiales; Apiaceae
Product: protein DJ-1 homolog C
Exons: 8
Coding region: 114-1442 (442 amino acids)
Biological process (GO): glyoxal metabolic process
Cellular component (GO): cytoplasm
Source: RefSeq, a predicted model, not a curated record